GGCUACGUUUUAAUUGGCCUUGCCCCAUGGGGGAUGAAGUGUGUUAUUGAGUUUGUGGGUGCUGAUUCCAUGCAGUCAGCCGGUAGCACAUGAUCGCAGGACACCAAAGUGCUCAGUGCUCUUAUUGGAGCUGCUUGUGCAAGCUACUGAUAUCUCUCACCUUCAUCUUUGAAGCUUAAAAUAGCUGCCAAAAAAAUAUAUUCCAUGUCUCCAGAGAACGUGGUUGUGUUUUCACUUUAGGAUCGCUGCUCAAAAUUGUGCUGUUUUUCAUCAGGAAUGGAAAACCUCACGCCAGAGCAAUGGCGCGAGAUUAUGAACAGGAAGAUGCGUUUCCCUCCAGAGCUCAUCAGUGCCAUUCAGGAGGGGAAAAUAGAGCUGCUGUGUGGACUGUUGAAGACCGGUGAUGGCAUCAUCCGCCAGCUGGAUGAGUCUGAGGAUCGUCAGUGGAGAGAGGCCCUCAACUUGUCCAUCCGCCUGGGCAAUGAGAGUUGUAUGGAUGCCCUCCUGCAGGGGGUCAAGUUUGACUUCCGGCAGAUUCACGAGGCGCUGCUAGUUGCUGUAGACACCAACCAGCCUAGAGUGGUGAAGCGGCUGCUGGACCGCCUGGACCAAGAGAAGGGCAACAAGAUGGACGUACGCUCCUUCUCUCAGGCCAUCUUUGACCACUCUAUUGACAACUCCCAGUUUGCCCCUGGUGUGACUCCUCUGACCUUAGCCUGCCAGAAAGACCUGUAUGAUAUAGUCACCAUGCUCACUCAAAAAGGUCACAUCAUCCCAUGGCCACAUAAGAUAUCCUGUGCUUGCCUGGAAUGUCGUAACGGCCGGCAGUAUGACCUACUGAAGUUCUCCUUGUCCCGUAUCAACACCUACCGUGGCAUCGCCAGCCGUGCCUACCUGUCCAUCACCUCUGAUGACGCCAUGCUCCAAGCUUUCGGUCUCAGCAGAGAGCUCCGCAAGCUCUCACAAAAAGAGCCAGAGUUCAAGCCUCAGUACCUGAGCCUGGAGGAGCUUUGUCAGGAGUUUGCCGUUGAGUUGCUGGGCAUGUGUCGCAACCAGAGCGAAGUGACCACCAUCUUGAACAGCUGUGGAGACGAGAGCCAGGAUGCCUUAGAUGAGCAGGCCUUUGAGGAGGGAAUCCCCAACCUGUCACGUCUGCGGCUCGCUGUCAACUACAACCAGAAGCAGUUUGUGGCCCACCCAAUCUGCCAGCAGGUGCUGUCAUCUAUCUGGUGUGGGAACCUGGCAGGCUGGAGAGGCAGCAGGACGGCGUGGAAGUUGUUUGUCUCUGUGGGCAUCUUUCUCACCAUGCCCCUCCUCUGCCUCGUCUACUGGAUCGCACCCAAGUCAAAGCCAGGAAAGUUGCUAAAGAUUCCUGUGAUCAAGUUUCUCCUCCACUCAGCCUCAUAUCUGUGGUUUCUCAUCACAUUACUCGGAGAAUCAAUAACGAUGGAGAUAUAUCGAGACAAAUUUGCUUCGCGACAGCAGGACAUCCUGCACAGCUCCUUCCACAUGGUGUGGGUGGUUGGAUUCUUCUGGUAUGAGUGUAAGGAAGUGUGGAUCGAGGGGCUGCGGAGUUACUUCCUGGACUGGUGGAACUGCUUGGACAUGAUGGUGCUCAGCAUGUACCUCGCGUCCUUCGCAUUGCGCGUGCUUAUCAUGCUCAAAGGUCACUUCCUCUGCCGUGAUCAUAACGGCACAGAGGAAUGUAUCUACUUCACUCAGACUGUGCGUGACGACUGGCAUCAGGAGGACCCCCAGCUGAUUGCGGAGGUGCUGUUUGCAGUGACCAGCAUGCUGAGCUUCACACGGCUGGCGUACAUCCUGCCAGCCCAUGAGUCUCUGGGAACUUUGCAGAUCUCCAUUGGGAAGAUGAUUGAUGAUAUGAUGAGAUUUAUGUUUAUAUUGAUGAUCAUUGGAACUGCCUUCCUCUGUGGUAUCAACAAUGUCUAUGUUCCUUACGUCAUCUCUCCACAUCUUGGCAAGUUUAAUGAGACCUUCCACUUCUUAUUCUGGACCAUGUUUGGUGUGGCCAACCAGGACUACGUGGACAUGCCGCAGUUUGUGUUGGCAGAGUUUGUCGGAAGGAUUCUAUACGGCAUCUUCACACUCGUCAUUGUCAUCGUCCUGCUCAACAUGCUUAUUGCUAUGAUCACCAACUCCUUUCAGAAAAUUGAGGAUGACGCAGAUGUCGAGUGGAAAUUUGCCAGGUCAAAGCUGUACCUCAGUUACUUCAGAGAAGGCCUUACCAUGCCAGUGCCCUUCAACAUCAUCCCCUCACCCAAAGCUUUCUUUUACAUCUUGAGGGGUAUCUUUAGACGAAUCUGCUGCUGCUGCACUUGUAAUUCUGAGACAAAAUAUCCCCCUAUUGCCUCUAUGACUAACGGUAAGGAAUCUGAAGACAGCCAGUUACCUUACCGGCAGCAGGUGAUCAGAGCUCUGGUGCAACGCUACAUUGAGUCAGCUCGCAGGGAGUUCGAGGAGACCAAGAGGAAAGAUAUCGGUAAUCGGAUCACUGAGCUGACCAAAACAGUCAGCAGGAUGCACAGUGAUAUGAAGGUGGUCCAGCAGCUUCUGAUGGAUGAUGGGCACACUGGAAGCGAGGCACUGACCAAGGAUGGCUCCUCCUUUCUGGGGAAAUACAUCAUUGGCGCCAAGAACAAUUUCAGAGGUUUUAACAGCAAGCAAGAUGACAAAAAUUCAUCACUUAAAGUGACAGUGCACCACAGAGAGGAUGGGGUGGAUAAAGAAAAGGUUUACUCAGAUACAGAACAGGAGUCAGACACACAACAGAAUCAGAUCGGGGAAUGUGCAGCAGAGGAAUCAAAGCAGGUAACAGACUGUGAUGUGGUGAAAAUGGAGGAAGGCAGAGCUAAAACGGAGCUCGGAGACAAAAAGGAGACUGAGUCAAAAGAGCAGGUGGAAGCAGACAAAAAUGAAAAUACUGAUAAUGAAGUGAGAGAGGAAGUGGUGGCAGUGACAAGUUUUACUCAUGUAGAAGAAAAAGUUAAAGCUGAAGCCACACAGGAUGAGGCAGAAAAAAAAAGGGAAGGAGAGAUUCUCACAGACGCAAAGGAGGGUGAAAAACACAAAGAAACAACCCUCGAGCAUGCUCAAAGCAUCAAAGUCAACAGUGAAAAGACAGACACAAAGACAGUGGCAAACAGGAUGAAAGACGUAGAGCUACAAGAAAAAAAAGUGGAGGCAAAAUGGAUGAAGGGCAAAAAGUUUGAGCGUGAUGCAGCAGAGAAGUCCAUUGUCAGGGAGAGCAAUGUGAAACCUGGAGCCAAUAAAAUGAUUCCCUCACCAACAGGCAGCAGCAGCUCACAGGACACAGGCUUUGGUUCGCAAGAAGGGGAGGGAUCAAUUGAUGGGACAUUAGUCAGACCGUAACCAUAGCGAUGUCCCAUUUAAAGGGCCACACAGAAUUUUUCAGAGUUUGGCUCUUUGAUAAAUCUAAUUCAAUAUCUGAUAAGAGGGAACAUUUUGGGAAAUAAAGUCUUGCACAUAACUGCCUGUAAAACAGCAAAUUGUCAUUUUUAUACUCUGGUCGUUGUACUGAUUAAACAAACACAACAUUAUGUGCUAAUUGAUUAUUUUGUAGCUGCUGGUAUGUGGAUUUUGUUACGAUUGGACAGAUGUUUCCCCUGUUUGCAGUUGUGCUAAGCUAAUCAGCUUCUAGCCUCAUGUUUACAGUAAAAAGGUUAUUCAGUUAAUAAUCUGAGCAAAAAUAUUUUCUUAUAUUGAAAUAAAAUCCUUCAGCUAUACAAAGGCAUAGGUUUCAUUUCAGCAGUGGGGGUGGGGGUCCUCCACCAGAAAAUUUCAAGCAUCAAACACUUAAUUUCCUGCAUUCUGGUGCACUUUUAUGCACCAAUUUAUGGUGUAAAUGUCUUUAAUUUUGUAAAAAUAAGUGUUGUCAAAACUAAAGUUCUUUGCUACUUUCAUGACUUUAUCAGGGGGAAAUGCACAUGUUCUAAAUAUCGAGGGGAAUGUGUCACGUGUCCCCCUGAAAUUUACGCUUAUGCAGCCACAGAUCUGUUACAAUGUCGAUUUUCUCAUUUUUAAAAUGAAUAUUCUCAUAAUUACUUGCUGAGAAAGAGAUGACCUUGUUGCCUUUUCUCUCAUCACAUGUUAAAGCUGCCAAUGGAUUUAACUCAAAUAGUUAAUGUGCCUUUAAAUUCAGCAUACAGAACAUACACCAGUGCCCCUGUAUAAGCAUCAGUGGCAGUAAAAUAGGGUUUCAGUGCCUAACAAUUAGAAAAUACCUUGAUUAGAGUAUUGCUGCUCAGUGCUGGGUGUCUUUCUCCUGACUGCUGUUUUUGAGACGCCACUGUUCAACAGCAAAGAGCCUCUGUUUGUCAUUCUGGUUUCUCUUCAUGCUUUAAUAUCAGAAGAAAGUAGCCUUGUCUUCAGUUGAAAUUAUGCGCUGUAGUUACUCUGUAACACUAAUAAAACAUUCAAAUCAUGUUUAUUUCUGUGUCUCUGUAUUUCAUGAACAUAGCAUAAGGGAAAAUUAACUCUGUGCUGAGGUUAGAGUUAAUGUUUAAUUCGGUGGCAGACCAACACCCUGCUACAGUGUGGCAAUGCAGGUCUCAGCUUGCUUUACACAUACUGCUCCCAUGAGGUCGCAUGCAUGAACACACCACUUCAUUAAUUCAUUACCUGCAGCAUCACCUGUCCCAAGACACAGCCCGACCAGACUCUUCCUACAGAAAAACACCUUGCAAUUGCAAUAUUGCAUAACUGAUGCCAUCACCAAUUUCAUGUAGGUGUUGAGUGUGUUCAGUCCUGCGACACCACAGAUAAUGAAAACAUACUUUAAUCUGACACAAAAGCCUCUGUCCCAUUUUACUAGGAAAUUAGGUUUGCGUCUUACAUGCACUGGCAUGUCGUAUCACCAACCAAUCAUUGUCACACUCCUUUUAGAGCAUCCCGUGUGACAGGAAAGCAGAUCUCUCCUGCCUCUCAUUUCCUAAUAAACAAGUCACAUUAAUUACAGCAUGCUCACUCACUCUAAUUCAGCUCAUUUUUGCUGUAGAAAACGUGGAAGACUCUUCAUCUUUGUAAAUGUAAAACAAAAUGACUGCAGGUCUAAUACAUGUAUAACAGAAGCACCACAAAUACUUGACAUUAGUGUAAUCAUGAGACUUAACUUAAGACCAUUGUAUGACAUGUUUAAUUUCCACACAUCUGACAGACAAACAUGAAGUUCAUUAAUGUGACCCACAUAUUAUAAAACUAUUGAUUAAAAAAAUACCUAAGGGUAGUUUUAAUUCAUUGCACCCUGUUCAUUCUAUACAAACAUGCAUACAA
This is a messenger RNA of Epinephelus moara (kelp grouper), 5310 nucleotides long. RefSeq names its product short transient receptor potential channel 2-like. Gene Ontology annotation, molecular function: inositol 1,4,5 trisphosphate binding; store-operated calcium channel activity. The transcript is spliced from 13 exons. The record is from RefSeq and is a predicted model, not a curated record. Lineage: Eukaryota; Metazoa; Chordata; Actinopteri; Perciformes; Serranidae. Gene Ontology annotation, biological process: manganese ion transport; regulation of cytosolic calcium ion concentration; calcium ion transmembrane transport. Gene Ontology annotation, cellular component: cation channel complex; membrane. Bases 277 to 3390 code for a protein of 1037 amino acids.